Molecule: messenger RNA, 437 nt
Organism: Amphimedon queenslandica
Lineage: Eukaryota; Metazoa; Porifera; Demospongiae; Haplosclerida; Niphatidae
Exons: 2
Coding region: 99-437 (112 amino acids)
Source: RefSeq, a predicted model, not a curated record
UGAAUAGUCCAUCACGUUGCUUGAGGGAGUGCUUGAGCUUGUGGUUGACUUCAGCUAAUAAUCGUACUUGGGAAUCAUUAGCUAGUGCACUUGAGAGAAUGAAUCAGAAACCAGCUGCUACACUCAUCCGUAAUACAUAUGGCGAUCCUGCUAGUCAGAUAUUCCAGCAUUACAGUGAUAGAAUAUCACAAGUAUCUCUCACUGAUAGUUGUAUCCAGUUGUUAUAUACAGAAGGAUUAAUCACUGAGGAUACACAAAGGAAGAUUGAGAGAUGUGGUGGCUCAUUAAGUGAUACAUUAAGAGAAUUAAUGAUUGCAGUAUCUGAUGAUCACAGUAAGCUGAGGUCACUAGGAAAUAUAUUAAUGGAAUUAGAAGAAACUAAACCUUUAGCUCAAGAUAUUAUUAAAGAUUGUGGUAAGACCUCAUUCAUAAUUUAA